Messenger RNA from Neltuma alba, 1500 nucleotides. RefSeq names its product transcription repressor MYB5. Bases 270 to 1169 code for a protein of 299 amino acids. Lineage: Eukaryota; Viridiplantae; Streptophyta; Magnoliopsida; Fabales; Fabaceae. The record is from RefSeq and is a predicted model, not a curated record. The transcript is spliced from 2 exons.
AAUACAAACGCCGCUUUUCCAUAUCAGGUUUUCAAUUUUAUUUUGUGCCUUCGCCAACCUCGUCUCUUUUUCAGGUUACGUCUCCCUUUAUAAUACUUGCAUUGUCUGCCACCAUGGAACCCUAGCCAUAUAUCUCUAGCUUCCCUAUUGCGGUUCACUUGUCAUCGAUCUAGAUACAGAUAUAUAAUUAACAAGCAAUCCCCUGCAUCCCGACAUAUAUAAGCGCAGAGAGGGAGAGAGAGAGAGAGAGAAGGAGAGUCGGAGGAGAAAUGAGGAGUCCAAGGGUAAAAGGGCAGAUCACGCCAUGUUGUAGCAAGGUAGGGAUAAAGAGAGGACCAUGGACGCCGGAGGAAGAUGAGGUUUUGGCCAAUUUCGUGAAGAAGGAAGGUGAAGGACGGUGGCGCACGCUUCCCAAGAGGGCGGGGCUGCAACGCUGCGGCAAGAGCUGCCGUCUCCGAUGGAUGAACUAUCUUCGUCCCUCCGUCAAGAGAGGCCAUAUUGCUCCGGACGAGGAAGAUCUCAUCCUUCGCCUUCACCGCUUGCUGGGCAACAGGUGGUCUCUGAUAGCUGGGAGGAUACCUGGAAGGACCGAUAACGAGAUCAAGAACUACUGGAAUACCCAUCUCAGCAAGAAGCUCAUAAGUCAGGGAAUAGACCCUAGGACUCACAAGCCCUUACUCACACUCGCCAGUAAUUCCAAAUCUCAGCAAGCCUAUCAUGAAUCCAAUACAAGCACAUCCAAUAAUCCUCAAUCAUCAGUCCCAGAAAUUAAUAAUGUCUCCGCUUGCGCAAGAGAGAUUGGUGGCUGCAGCCGGCAAGAUCAGACAAACGCUAUCCAAAACAACAGUUCUAUCACUGUUGGGAAUAACUGGGGGAGAAGUAGCGGCAAAGUGGUGAGGCUCGAGAGUGGGGUUGAGGUUGAAGGAGAAGUUGGGAAGAUUACGGGGGAGGAAGAUGCCCUAUCUUCUUUUCUGGAAUCUUUGAUCAACGACAACGAAGUACUUGGGAAUCAACAGACGACGCAGGCUGUCGUCGACCACCAAGUAUUUCCGGCCCCGCCGCCACAUCCAAUGGCUUCUUCUUCCCAGCAAUUUUUCGAUCUUUCCUUCUGGGAAGCUGAAUUCCAGAGUUUCGGAGGCGAUCAACAGUAUGGUUGCUCCUUCAAGUAAUCAUCAUCACUCGCUCUCUACUUGUGAACCUGCAAAGAUUAUGCGGGUAAUAUGUAUAUGUUAUAGCUACCUAGUAUGCUAAAUUAAUUUGUUCAGCAACUGUGAUUUGCUUUUGUUAUUGUGUUUGGAUAAGGGUCCUGUUCCUUAUAUAGUGAACCAGUCAAUCUGGGCAGUCGAAUUUGUGUAAGACUAUUUGUGCACGAACCUUCAAGUAUACCAUAUGGAUAUCAUUGUAUCCUACAGUCUCUUAAAAGCUGUAAACAUUGUGUUAGGUUUGCUUCCUUUCUUGUAUUGUGAAAGUACAUUCGACAUAUUUGAUUAGCAUUCUAAA